AUGAUUCAUGGCCAGGACCUGCUGAUCAGCUGUGUCCAAUCACAGCCCAGAGCCCUGAGUUGACAAUCAACUUAGGGCUUUGUACAGUGGGAAUGAUCUCUCUGUUUCUCAUCCCUACAAAGCACAGUGUGCAAAGCAGUGUGCUUACAGUGAAGCACACACAGCCCCACAGUAAAACACACACAGUUAACCCUUUGAUCGCCCCACAUGUUAACCCCUUCCUGCCCAGUGCCAUUAGUAUAGUGUCAGUGCACUGAUCACUGUAUUGGUGUGACUGGGGAGUGACACCAAGUCAGUUCCCCCCAGUGUCAGAAUGCCCACCGCAGUCCCGCUAUAAGUUGCUGAUCGCCGCCAUUACUACUAAAAAUACA
Staurois parvus is the source of this 371-nucleotide messenger RNA. Lineage: Eukaryota; Metazoa; Chordata; Amphibia; Anura; Ranidae. The record is from the annotation of a GenBank genome assembly.